AUGGGUCGCCUCCAGGACCUCUGUGGCCCUGGUGACCAUGACAAAGCCAAAGACGAUUGGACCUCUGAGUAUGUGAGGCAUUUACUGUCGAGAAAUGUCCUCCAGUCAUGUUUUCCAGCAGAAACGCCAGAGGCAGACGCUGCGACCAAGAAAGACAAGGGCAAGGGUCCCAUGACAGAUGCCUUUUCGCCUGCCUUUUGGUAUCCUCCUCCAGGCAUCUGCUUAUUUUGUAAUCAGCGCCGUACUUCGAGCGCCGGUCCCGGAUCUUCCCCAUCGCUUACCUCAAACACCACGAUGAACACCGACACCGUCAUGCCGCGGCUCCCAGACAUCAGGGCGGCCACUCCCGAGACAUCGACUUCGGGGGGGAGCUCAAGUGCUCCUCCGUUGCCUAUGCUCUCGAACAGCGGACCAUCCAGCUCUGGCUCCCGUUCUGGCUCCCGUUCUGGCUCCCAUCCUGGCUCCCAUCCUGGCUCCCGUCCUGGCUCUAGUUUUGGAACAUUCAAACUUGUUAUUCGGCCUCAUCCACGAUAUGCCACUGAACCAGGCACGACACCCCUUCCGAGCCAGCAGCCGCAAAAGCUAUGUCCUACGCCCGAACCAACGAAAUCCUCUGCAAUGUGUCACAAGGUAUUCAACGCCUUUGGUGAAUGUAACUUUACUGCCGUCGAAGUUGCACGACAUUCCCGCGACGGCGCAAAUGAGCCAGUUCCUCUCGGCGGGCUUCCAAAGUGCAGGUGCAGAAUUGAAACGGUAUGCUAUCGGCCAGCAAGCGGCAACGGCAACGAGGAUAUCCCGCCGCUUCCCCUGUCGAUUCCGGGGAGGCCGAUGACAUCUCCGCGCGAGCCAGGCCACCACGGGAUCCAUCUUCGCGACGACGCAGCCGAUACCUACAUAGAAUGCGCAGUGCAUCUCUAUUUCUGUUCACUGGAAGGCAAAGUCAAUGACAUGCGCUUCUGGUAUCGCAACGACACGAUGCACUUCAACCAGAUGAUGAAGCUACAGCUGGAUGUUGAGACAUUGGCCCGCAGGAUGGCCGUUGCUCUGGCGAUUAUGCAUUGGUUCGCCCGCAUCGAUGCCCGUGGAGUUCAAUUUUACCUCUUCAGCCAAUGGCAAAGGAUCCAGGGGCGACAACUCCCACAGGAUGGUCUUCAGCCCGGCCAAUCACUCGCAUCUCUUGCUGAGGGCCAAACCCACCUCCGAGUCGGUCACUUCAAGGAAGCCCAGAUAAUGGAAAUGAAUGAAGACGGCGUGAAGAUGGCCGUGGAAGCGGUGAAGUGCAGCAUCUAUAUCCCAAGACCUAACCAGAAACUACCGGCCCAGAGGCGGACGUGGGACGCUUUUGUCUCUAGCUACAUUGCGGCUUCUGAGAUGAUCCUGACGCACAAGGGUGGGAACUCGAGCUUGCCGCGCCUCUUUAUUUACAAGGUAAUUACUGAGGAGCGGCACUGGGAGAUUCCAUACUGA
Trichoderma aggressivum f. europaeum is the source of this 1467-nucleotide messenger RNA. RefSeq lists its product as uncharacterized. The transcript has a single exon. NCBI's taxonomy places the organism in Eukaryota, Fungi, Ascomycota, Sordariomycetes, Hypocreales, Hypocreaceae. The coding region runs from base 1 to 1467 and encodes 488 amino acids. The record is from RefSeq and is a predicted model, not a curated record.